Messenger RNA from Nyctereutes procyonoides (raccoon dog), 1215 nucleotides. Its product is annotated as CMRF35-like molecule 6. Gene Ontology annotation, molecular function: transmembrane signaling receptor activity. The transcript has 5 exons. NCBI's taxonomy places the organism in Eukaryota, Metazoa, Chordata, Mammalia, Carnivora, Canidae. The record is from RefSeq and is a predicted model, not a curated record. Gene Ontology annotation, cellular component: plasma membrane. Bases 341 to 979 code for a protein of 212 amino acids.
GUGGGAGGAUCGGCUGUGGGCUGUGGAGGGUUCAGCAAUCCCAGUCCAGUGCUGGACCUGACUCUGGAGCCUUCCCGUCAUUGGGAUUGAGAGGUGCCUGAGUCACUAGGUCCAGGGCUCUUUCUCAGCCCGUGCUCCUCCCUCCCUGAACUUCAUGCACCCAAGCAGCUUGAGUCAUCGUGGAAGAAGUUUGUGGAGAACAAUGACAGGUUGGAUGAGGAAGCAAAGAGGCCUGAGAAAGCAGAAGUGGGGUGUAGACAGCAGAUCCUCUGUUUUUGAGGCUUGAAACUGGUACCCCCCGGGUACCUGGCAUUGCAGGGGUGACAGCUGUGCUGCAGACAUGACCACGUGGGACUGGAUGGUGUGGCUACCUGCAGCUCUGCUCCUUCUGCAGGUUCCAGGCUGUUCGUCUCUGCGUGGCCCCGACUCCGUGUCGGGCACCGUGGGGGGAUCCCUGAGUGUGUGGUGUCAGUACAAGGAGGAAUUCAGAGACCAUGACAAAUACUGGUGCAAAAGCCCAUGUGUGUGGAAGAAGAUCGUGGAGACCACAGAGUCACAGAGAAAAGUGACCAAAGGCCGCGUGUCCAUCAGGGACCAUCCUGCAAACCUCACCUUCACAGUGACCUUGAAAAGCCUCACAGAAGGCGAUGCAGGAACAUACAAGUGUGGGAUCGACACACCGUGGCUUGACCCCACCUUCUCUGUUGUGGUAUCUGUGACCCCAGAAGACCCCAGUUCUGGGAGGCCCACCAGCACCUCAGUUCUUUUUACGAUCCUGCCAGCAUCCACGUGGAGCACCGCAACCCCACAGGAGACCUCCAACAGCAGGCAACGUGCUGGGCCCUGGAUAGAGAGUCAUCCUGUUGAAGACCAGGCCUCUGACGGAGGGGAGAGGUCCCUGCUCAGCAGGAUCUACUUCCUGCUCCUGAUCUUCCUGGAGGGGCCCUUGCUCCUGGGCCUCCUCAGUGCUGUUCUCUAGGUGAACAGACCUCAGAAGGGUUCUGGGGGGAGGCAGAGACCGCUUGAUAAGGAAAACCGGUAACACCAAGACCCGCCCAGAACACAGUCCCUCUGAUGGAUGGGAAUGGGCCUCUGAACAAUUCAUCCAGCCAUUGUCUGUAUUUCCAUCAGAAUACUCUGUAAACGUUUUUGUGACUUUUCCUGCAAUGUAUCAUAGACAUUGAGAACGUUCCCAAUAAAUGCACACUCCUUAAA